GGAGAAGCGUCAGGUGGUCACGUGUCUGCCUGAACGUUGGUUCUUUUAUAGAGAAAACAUUUUCCGUAACGAUGGAUAGUACGAACGCGGACGACGAGAAGUCGAGAAAAAUUAACGCAUGGACGUGGUUGAAUAAACAUUGAAAAUAUAUGUAUGCAUUUGUAACGAUAAACGCGCGUUGCCAGGUUCGCCAGUCGAAAAACUAACGUCGGAUCUGUUAUGUUCCAAGUUCUAACGGCCCUGUAACAGCGCAUUCCCUAACAGUGGUUCUCAAUCGUAUUUGGAGGUGCGGGAGCGGGAAGAGUUAAUGGUGGACGUGAAAGCGAUGGUAGCCCGGUUGCACUGAAAUGACAACAAGUGAUUGAUAUUAUUAACGACGGUAUAAUGUGAAGUGCAAGAGGAAAGAUAAACCGGCGCGAACGGGAGCGCACUUUGUUGGUAAGUAGCCCGACAAAGCAUCCCGUUCGUAGAUAUGAUCGCGCGUCCGGGACUUUCAUUCAAGGUAUAGGAAAAAUUCCUUACCGAACCACCCGUCUCGAUGAGCGCAGGUUAUGUGAGGGCACGAAACGCGUCGUUCACAGCCGUUUUUCCGCGGACACCGGCCAGGAUGGGCCAGGGUACGGACGCCUGCACGGACAGGCCUACCGAAGUCAGCGUCAUCAGAUUCGUGUCGAGAAAUCGCACCAUCGAGGAAAUAGCCCCGAAAAAGGAAAUAUAUACGUGCAAACAACGAGAUUGUGGCAAGGUAUUUACGAACCAGGAUGAAUACAAAACGCACGAAACUCUCGAAGCUUUGAAGAUCAGAUUCAUCUGCCGAGAGCCGGGAUGCGGGGAAGAAUUAUCCGAUCCUGGUAGCAUGUGGCGUCAUUAUCAAGAAUGGCAUAACAAUGAAACGAAUGUAUUUAUAUGUCCAUACACGAAUUGCGGGUCUUUACACACAACCAGUAGUAACUUAGAAGAACAUAUCGAAAGCUGUCAUAGACAGCCUCCGACUCUGCCGACCGAACCGGAGGUAAUAUGUUUCGAGGAUCUUGAAAGUGCGAUGGACGAGGAAGUUGUACAGAGCACGGAAGAUUGCUACGAGAAGAGACAGAACGAAGCUUUCGCGAUAAAACAACACCAAUACGACGAUAAUAACGAGCAAGGUAUUUAUAGAAACAACAAUAUGCAGCAGCAAAAGAAAGAAGCCUCGCACGAUCAGAAUGCUCCGAACGAUAGCUCGAACAAAGAAGAUUAUUCUUCUACGGGCGAGACACUGAACGAAGCCAGCGGCUACGCUAUCGCUGAGAAUUUACUGUUAAGUACAGACAAUUUCCUAUGCAAGUACGAAGGCAAUACGAAUAAGUGUUCGGAACUUCAAGUAGAACAUUCCCAAGAGAAGAAUAAUGUAGUCUAUGUAAACGGAGAUAUCACGAUUACCAAAAAUUCGAAGAACGAUGUUUGUACUAUGAGCACGAAGAAUCAAGAACACAGAAUAGAAUUGGAUAAUCUCGAACGAAUCUUCAGGAACGAUUUGAAUCGCGAUGCUUCGAAGAACGAAGAUAACGCUAUAGAAACGAACAGCAACUGUUCCGAUGACGAAGAAUACACUCCAAAGAAGCAACGUAUGUCUAGAUACAAACAGGAGAUCUACAAGUGUGCCACGAACGGCUGCGGAAGAAAAUAUAAAUAUAUAUCCCAUUAUCGUCAUCAUCAAGACAGUCAUAAACUAGUAGCGAAUACAUUUAGUUCAAAUUCUAGCAAAUCGAUAGUAAAACUAAAACAAGGGAAAGCUUCGACAGUUAGUUUUUUCUUAUGCAAAAUUCCUGGCUGUGGAGCACAAGUAAGCAAUGUAACUGGUUUAUGGAAGCAUUACCAGGACAAUCAUGCUAAUUCAAAACUGCCAGUAGUACAAGGAACUAAGAAUAACGAAGUAUUUCGAUGCAAGAUUCCAGGAUGCGAAACGGAAUUCAGUACAACUGCGAUGCUGUACAAACACUUCAGUGAAGUGCACUCGAAUGGUUCUGGCAAUAAUGCUAGCACAAACACAAAGACUGGAAAUGGGAGUAGUUUUCAUUACACUGAAAUGUUCAAAGAUGAUACUACCAGUUCCCAAGUAAAUUUUAAGACUGACUUUAAGGCAAAGCAUAAUAUUAAUGUAAAUGACUGUACGAAGAAUACCGAUGAGCAAAGAUUAUCGUCGAUUGUUAAAAAGGAAACCCGAGAUUGAUUCGAGGUGAACUAAUCAGUCUUUAAUUGUGAAGAUACAUAAUUGUAGCAGUAUAAAUUAGAGUAUUCGACUAGGGCCGUAAGCAUUCGAUUUAAGAAACAUCGUAGUUCCUUUCUCUUUACGAGAUCUUCCGCUCUUUCGUUUUUCUUUUCUUUUUUUUUUCUUUUUUUUUUAUUCAUCCCUUUGGCUAGUCAUUCUUUAUUACGCUUUUACUAUAAUUUUGAGUGCAACGACCCUCGUUCAAUACUCACGUUUUUAUCAUCCUAUUUCUGAAUACUAUAUAUUCGGAACGGAAAGAAAACUUCUGAGUCGUUUUUCGAGAACUUCUAAUCAUCCAAACACAUAAAAAGUGGCUUUAUGUAAUUGUAAUACAUAGCGAUUUUCUAACUUGGUCAUUACUCUUGAAGGAAAGUAUUAAAUUUCGUCGCAGAAAGUUUUCGUAAGUUGUACAGGUGUCUUUCGCGUAACAGUGUCUAUUAAAAGAAGAAAAGAAUACCGCAUAGAAAACAAUGAAUGUAUUCGAAUGCAGCAAAUUGUUUGAAUAUAUAUAUAUAUAUAUAUAAAAACAUGAAAAGCAACUCGGACAAGUUGAAAAUGUUAAUUCUCGAUUGAACGCUGUGAACAUGAAUGGAUCAACAACCAUAAAUACAAUUUCGUAGAUCUAUAAGCCUGGCGUGGCAAACUUAAAAAUAAAAUGCAAAGAAAACAAUGGACUUGCUGCAACAUUUGUGCGCAUGUUACAUAAAAUUCUUGACUUUCCAUACUGAUUUUUACUAUUUUAUAUUAUUGUAUUAUUUUAAUGUAAUUUAUAUUACACAUGUCAUUGUAGAGUUAUUAUACUAGAUAUUGUAGGACUGUAAGUAUUACGUAGCAUUUUUAUUUGUAUGUCUGUACGUUGAAAAAUAAAGUGCAAUAGUGAGCUAAAAAAAAGCUCCUGGAAUUGA
This is a messenger RNA of Megalopta genalis, 3153 nucleotides long. RefSeq lists its product as uncharacterized. Gene Ontology annotation, biological process: regulation of transcription by RNA polymerase II. Gene Ontology annotation, cellular component: nucleus. Lineage: Eukaryota; Metazoa; Arthropoda; Insecta; Hymenoptera; Halictidae. The record is from RefSeq and is a predicted model, not a curated record.